Molecule: messenger RNA, 1958 nt
Organism: Prorocentrum cordatum
Lineage: Eukaryota; Dinophyceae; Prorocentrales; Prorocentraceae
Source: the annotation of a GenBank genome assembly
GAGUCGCGCUCUGUUGGCGAUGUUGCAGGUUUUGUCGGACAAGUUGCUGUCUCGGAUGUCAGAGAAGGUCGAGCUCAUUCGGGCUCUUGCACUUGCUCAGCCUCGUAGCCUUUCAAAGACUCGGAAUAGGGACCUUCUCGUUCCCCACGCUGCCAGCGACGGUAUCGCUGUCAACGACCCCAGUGCCUUUCGUGUCCUGGAUUGUUGUCCUUUUCGAUGCCGGCGGCGUCGCUGCAACUCUCAAUCAUGCCACCCAUGGUCUCUAGGUUAGUUGCCAUGGGCCUGCGCCUGUUGAGUCUGCAUGUAGGCUAUGUAGGAUCCAGACCCUGCUGCACACUGUCAUUGCGAUACGACUUUGGCCGCAGCGGAGUUCACGAUGCUCAACACUUCCAGAUCUGCUCACGGCCCUUUCAGGGUCCACGGCCCUUGUCGCCGCCAUGGCGGCAGGUCCAGCCUCUGCCGUAGGCAAGCCAGUGGACUUACUCACUGCCGUUCCCGCAGAGUCCGAGAAGAUCUUCAGCGCGACGAUCGAACGGGCCGGCGGGAUCAACACCUUCGUCCACGCCCGUAAACCGGCCACCGUCGAAACCCAGACCAUCGUGCGCUCGCAGUCCGACAUGCUCUAUUCGCAGGGCGUGUUCGAUGUCUCGGAAGGCAUGACCGUGACCGUUCCGAAAAGCUCAGUGGGUUACCAGUCCGUUCACAUGUUCGAUGCCAACCAUGGCCAGAUCGGCGUGGUCUAUUGCGGCCAAAGCCGGGAGGUGACCGCCGAUGAGGUGAGCACCGAGGACAAGCAUAUCUAUGCCAUGAUGCGCACAAGCACCGACAAGGGUAUCGAGACCGCGAAUGCGGCGCAGGACGCGGUGAAAAUGGAGCCCAAGUCGGCGACCGAGUAUGUCGGACCUGGCUACGACCAGGAGCAACUGACCGAAGCCAAGCGGAUGCUUGCUGGCGGCAUCGUGCUGGUGAAGAACCAGACCGCCUAUGCUAAGGAACUCAUCCCCGGCACCGUGUUGCUCAAAGACGGCACGGAUUUGGAGAAGUACAAUUACAUCUUCACGUCGCUGCUGGGCUGGGGGCUAAUGCCGCUCGAGGAUGCCUAUUACAGCAAUGUCGUCAUCAAGGAAGCCGACUGCACCGAGGUGAGCUUUGCCAAACCGCCUGUCGACUACGAUAACCUCGGCUACUGGAGCCUGACCGCGUACACCAUGGAAGGCUACCUGGGCACGGACAACGCGGCUCUGAGCGCCUACAAGGCGGAGUCCAACGACGACGGCAGCUUCUCGAUCAUCGUGGGCAACAGCCAGGACUGUAAGUCGAAGGCCAACCGAAUCGACAUGCCCGAAGGCGGCGCAGCCCUGACUCUGCGCAUGUAUCGUCCGACCAGUCUUGAAGCCGCGAAGGAAUUCGAGACCAAGUUCGUGGCCGACAACAAUGGGAAGUGAACGGCUGCCGUUUUGGAAGAGCGAUUGGCCAUUAGCCGACAUGUCGCCGCAUUUCCGGGGCUAGCCCGCGGUACGGCUCUAAAGUUAACCGGUGGUACCACUACCGAUUGCAAGCUUGCUGACGGUGGCGUUUGCAAUAACGCUGUCAACGUCCCCAGUACCAUGCAUGCCCUUUCCGUUGUCAGCGGAGACGCUGCCGAUUGCAGUCGUGUUGCCCAUAGUGUCAAUGCUAUCCACGAUGACUUGCGACUGCUCGAUAUUAUCAGAUUCGGUGUCAGUAGUGCCACACACUCUCAAUGUCAAGCUUGCCGUCUUUGGGCCCAAUCCAAUCAGCAAGACCUGCGUGGGCGUCUGACAGUGCGGAACCCGAGCCUGCUUUUUUUCUCUGGGGAUUUGUCCUCCACGCUGCCGGUAGUGCUGCAACUAGUGACAAAUUGGCUGGCUAUCGUACCGAUUUUAGUUGUAAUGGCAGUUCCCUUCGAACAGGGAUGAGGGCCAAGGGAUGACGGCAAG